UGAGGACAUAGCUAUUUGUAUGUAUACGUAAUGAAAAUGAGGAAAUUUUGUGGACUGAACGUGGGGCUUGUGGGCCUACUGGGUAGUCUCCCUCUUUGCCUGGUUGGUAAUCCCGCCUUGAACCUAAAAUACGCUCGAGAAAUUCGCUGGUGGUAAACAGAGGAAAACGGCUAGCCCGGUUGUGCCUUGAGAAGACAACAUCCAGUAACUAUCCCGGAGAUUGCACUGGUUGCCCGACAACCUCGCCAUGACAACAAGAAGUACUUAGCUCCCAUUAAAACCACAAUUUUUUGACGCAUUUUUUAUACGUAUUAAAAACAAGCUAAAGCUGUUAGUCAGUGCGCUCUAGAAGUGGUUGUUUGUGUAUUUUGUUACUUUCGGGCAGUGUCAGGUUAGCAGUUGCCUCAUAGGCUACUAAUCUUUUUCUAAACGAAGGCUAAGCUACCUUUAAUACAAAGCUUAAACUACUACAACUGCGUAUUUGUAUUUUAGCGAGUAUAUUAUUUUAUUUUGAAGGCAGAAAGCCCUGUGUUCCGGUAUUAUCCCGCCUCUCUCCGGUGGGCUUCACGGUAGUCAGCAGUACAAACGCCCGCUCCUGCACUCCGCAAGAGUAGGCUGUAGACCGUUGGAGGGCUGCAGUACUAGACCGGGACCGCAGCACCGGGACAAAACAAAUCCUCCACUCAGGAUGGACUGAGGACGACCGCUGGAACAAGAGGAAAGCAACAUGAAGGAACCCCCGCCGACCACCGAGGAGCUGCCCUCUUAUGGAACGUAACAUUUUUUCUCACCGUGUCAGCCAGCUUCAUGCGGCUGAGUAUUCAAGACACUGGCAGGCAGACAGGAAGAGGACGUUAUGGAGUGACUGAGAGAGUCCGAGCACAUGAACAGAUGAGUCACAUCUGAGCGAUAGAUGAGGUAAUAAUGUCUGGGACAGUCUUGUAGCAGACCAUGGAGCUAAUUGCACCAGCAGAGAGGAAAAAAGCGCUGUUUAAAAGGUUGUGACCCUCAUACAUUUAUUUUACCAAUGACAAAACAAUCUCAGGCAGUGGAGAGGCAAUGACCUAAUUCAGAUUAAGUGACCUCACACUGAUAAGUAGCCCGCCUCUUCACUGGGUAAUGGAACUAAAUCACAAAUGGACUCUUAUCACAGAGGCUAGCGUGUGUGAGGUUACAUGAUAUUUUUGUGUGUGUGUGUGUGUGUGUGUGUGUGGAUGGUUUUUUAACUCAAGAGGAGUGAGUUUUGAUGCUACAUGAGGCAAUGUUGCGGCGUGGACUACUAGCCUGGGUCUCCCGUGUUGGGGGUGUGCUGGUGCUCCUGUGCUGUUCCCUGUCACUGCUCUAUGUGAUGACCUGCAGCCCUCCACACUCUGAUGACCCUCCAUUAAGUCACGCGUUACCCCGUGCCGGACCUAAUCACCCCAGCCUAGGGGGCCCGGGGCCAGGGAACGGAGCAGGGGCAGGUGGGGCAGGAGGAGCUGGAGCUGGGCCCGCUCAAAGCGGCGGAUCACCGGGUGUCCAGUCGUACCAGGUGCUCCUCCAAGAGCGCGAGGAGCAGCACCGCCUCCAUAUCUCCUCCUUGAAGAAAGAGAUUGCUCAGCUGAAGGAGGCUUUGCAGGAGCGCAGCCAACAGCUGAAAGGCGUCCAGGAGAGCCUGAAGAGAGCUGCCGGUGGCCCGGCAGAGGGACCAGAAGCCGGGGCCGGGUCCCAGGGAGGCAGUCUCGGGGAUGCUCAGGGACCCAAGAGCCAGCAGGCUGAUCUCCAAGAGUUCCUGAGGAGCCAGCUGUCAAAGGCUGAGGUGACCGCCGGCAUCAGGCUCCCCAGUGAGUAUGCAGUGGUGCCAUUUGAGAGUUUCACCCUGCAGAGGGUGUACCAGCUGGAGAUGGGGCUGACGCGUCACCCAGAGGAGAAGCCAGUGAGGAAGGACAAGAGAGAGGAGCUCGUGGAGGUGCUGGAAACGGCUGUACACAGUCUCAACACACCUACAUCCCAGCAGGACAGCAGGGGUGCAGCGGAAAAGACUAGCAAAGUUUACGCACCAUCUGACUUCAUAGAAGGUAUCACUCGCACAGAGAAGGACAAAGGUACGCUGUACGAGCUGACCUUCCGAGGGGAAUCGAGUAAUGAAUUCAGACGCCUGGUCCUUUUUCGUCCCUUUGGACCGCUGAUGAAGGUGAAAACCGAGAGGGUGGAUACAGCCAACGUCCCAAUCAACAUCAUUGUCCCGCUGUCCAGGCGCACAGACAAGUUCAAACAGUUUAUGCUGAACUUCAGGGAAGUUUGUGUGCGCCAGGACGGACGGGUCCAUCUGACAGUGGUGUAUUUUGGGAAAGAGCAGAUGAGCGAAGUCCGCAGCACUCUGGAGAACACGUCCAGGGAGGUUAAUUUUAAGAACUACACUCUGCUGCAGCUGGACGAGGAGUUUUCUCGGGGACGAGGUCUAGACAUCGGGGCCCGAGCUUGGAAAGGAGGCAACGUGCUGCUUUUCUUCUGCGACGUAGACAUCUACUUCACUGCUGACUUUCUCAACAGCUGCCGACUCAACACGCAGCCUGGUAAAAAGGUUUUCUACCCGGUUUUAUUCAGCCAGUACAACCCCACUCUGAUCUAUGGAAGCCCUGAACACAUCCCACCUGUGGAGCAACAGCUGGUAAUCAAGAAAGACACUGGGUUCUGGAGGGAUUUCGGUUUCGGCAUGACCUGCCAAUACCGGUCCGACUUCAUUAACAUAGGAGGUUUUGACAUUGAUAUCAAAGGCUGGGGUGGUGAGGAUGUCCACCUCUACAGAAAGUACCUGCACAGCAACCUGCUAGUGGUGCGAGCGCCGUCACGAGGCUUGUUCCACCUGUGGCAUGAGAAGCACUGUGCUGACGAGCUGCCUCCGGACCAAUACCGCAUGUGCAUGCAGUCUAAGGCCAUGAACGAGGCCUCACACGGCCAGCUGGGGAUGCUGCUUUUCAGGCAUGAGAUCGAAGCUCAUCUCCGCAAACAGAAGCAACAGCAAAACUCAAAUCCCAAGAAGACAUGAAGACUCAAAGUUGGUUGAAUCAUAAUCACUGCGAUGACUGCAAUCAGUUGAAAGUGAGAAGAUGAACUCAACUGGUUUGAACUACAUCAGAUUUUAAAGGAAUAGUUCAACAUUUUGGAAAAUACACUUAUUUGCUUUCUUGCCAAGAGUUACACAAGAUGAUAGAUUCCACUUUCGUCUCUGUGGAAUUAAAAAUGUGGAGCUAGAGCCAGCAGGUGAUUAGCUUAGCUUAGCAUAAAGGCUAGAAAUAGGGGGAAACACCUAGCCUGACUCUGUCCAACAGAAAAAACUGGCUAACCAGCUGCUGACUGUAACUUAUUUUGUGUACAGAUGUGAGAGCGGUAUCGAUCUUCCUAGAAAGUGAAUAAGUGUAUUUCUGUUCUAACUAUUCCCUUGAUGAAAAAUGUGAAGACUUUCUGACUAACUUUUCAAGGAUUCAAAGCAAGCUGUUGCUCUGUUGUACCUGUGGAAAGGACAACUUUGUAGUCAAAUAAAACUGUUUUAACUGCUUGAAGCAUUUAUUCAACUAUAACAACCAUAGUGGACUUUUAUUUUGCCUGAUACAUCCACCUGUAAUGUAAUGUCCAUUUGUACAUUCCUCUGUAACUGCAGCAAGGCCUUUCAGAGAGAAAACACAGGGCCUAAUUUUGAGCUGUAACAUCUCUAUGAACCAUGUGCCUUGUGUGGAUAAAAAUCUAAACACUGUCUCUUCAUAGUAGCCAGUGAAAAUUUAACCAACCUACAGGUUUUUAUAUGUAAGGGAACAGAGCCGCCUAGUGGAGUGAUAAUGAAUAACAUUUAGGUGAAUAAACAAUGAAGGACUUGCCUGUAAUGGCCUUGUAAAACAUUUCAUUUUUUCUUAUCUUUUUUUUUUUUUGGUUAUAAAUUAUUGCUCAGUAAUCUUAUUUUUGUAUUUAUGCUUGGUAUUAUUUUGUAAACAUGUCUGUCUUUCUUAUUUCAAAUGCAGUAUUAUGUAUGUGGGCCAUUCACCUCUAUGAAUUGAGAAUUGGUGUUUAGUCAAAGAAAAUAUGCCAUAAAUUGCAUUCUCUUAAGAUAUUUGUCAGUAAAAUGUCUCUUUUCUCAAAAGUAUAAGUGCUAAACAUAGGAUUGUUAUAUUUUUUUAAUGGAGAUGAAUUUGUGUUUUUUGUCACAUAAGUAAUUUGUGAAUGGAUGGAUAAAGGAAAAAGUUUUGACUGACAGUAAUACUGUUCACAGUCAUGACACUGACGAUGACUUAAAAAGUCAGAAUAGUCCUUUGAUCUUAAUAUUUUUGUUUCUGUCAAUCAGAUGUGACUCUUAGGUCGUAAAUAAAGUCCAGAGUGCAAUAAUCAAGAGAAAAUGUGACAUUACAUGUAUUACUGAGCAGUCACAGAAACUGAAGAUGUAAGUUCAGAGACAUAAAACCAUCUUUGUCAACUGCUUUGAUGGUUACCUUAUAUUUGUUUCAAUGUAGUCACCCAUAAAUCUUUCUCCAGCACUUCUUCAGUCCUUAGAUGCAAUCAGAACAAUCUGUAUUUUUGGUGGUUGACCAAAGAUGUGAAAAGAGGCACUUUUUGAAUUAUGUUUUUAUUUCAUUCAAAUUAAUUGUAAUAAUACGUCAAGUAACAUUUCAAGUUCUUGUUUUCUAAGUUAUGUUUUCAUUUCAUGUAAAUUAGUUGAAUAAAACAUAUUUGUGCAUUGUA
Messenger RNA from Lates calcarifer (barramundi perch), 4710 nucleotides. RefSeq names its product chondroitin sulfate N-acetylgalactosaminyltransferase 1a (gene csgalnact1a). Gene Ontology annotation, cellular component: Golgi cisterna membrane. The record is from RefSeq and is a predicted model, not a curated record. NCBI's taxonomy places the organism in Eukaryota, Metazoa, Chordata, Actinopteri, Centropomidae. Gene Ontology annotation, molecular function: glucuronosyl-N-acetylgalactosaminyl-proteoglycan 4-beta-N-acetylgalactosaminyltransferase activity.